AUGGAGCUCAAUUCUUCUUCAUGGAGCAACCUUCUGAAGCAACCAUCGCCGCCGCCGCCGUCCGCUUCCUCCUCCGUCUCGUCCGCCAAUAUCUCCCCUAGUACGGUGAACCAUGGAGUGACUGUUGGAAGCUGCAAGUCGACCAAGGGUAUUGCGGUGGCAGUGGUUGACGCCAACGCCAUAAUACACGGCGGCCAAUCUCUAGCUCAUGUCGCCGACCGUUUUGUCUCGGUUUCGGAAGUGCUCAGAGAAAUUCGUGACCCCAACUCCCGCCACUCCCUCAAUUUCUUGCCCUUCUCUGUUGACACCCUGGAACCGUCCCCUGAUUCUCUCAAGAAAGUGAUAAGCUUUGCAAGAGCAACUGGUGAUCUACAGACUUUGUCAGAUGUGGAUCUUAAGCUCAUUGCUUUAACAUAUACAUUGGAAGCUCAGACCCAUGGAACUCAACACCUUAGGGAUAGUCCCCCUCCUAUGCACACAGUUAAUGUUAAAAGGCUUCCUGAGAAAGACUUGCCUGGAUGGGGUUCUAAUGUUCCUAAUAUAGAGGAGUGGGAAGCAUUGGAGAAUGCGGAUGAGGAUGAGUUAAACUCCAAGUCGAAAAUUCUUCCCCUGAAAGAUUUGAACUUGAAUGUGAUUUCUAAUGGGCAUCCUGGUUCAGAUAAUGAUUUGAUUGGAAAUGGUGUUGAAUGUCAAUCUGAGAAUCAAGGGGAUGCAAGUAAUGCUCCUAGGAAUCAUAAGAAAUAUGGAACUAAGAAAGUUGAGGUAAAGAUUGAAGGGAAGAAGAUGGUGGCAGAUGGAAUUGAUGCAACAAAGGGAGAAGUUGACGCUGAUGCAGGGGAUUGGCAGCCUGCUGUGGGCCGUAGUACUCGGAGGAGAUACCUGAGAAGAAAAGCUAGGCGUGAAAUGCAGGAGGCAUUGUCCGGAAAUGUUGACAACAAUGAUGAAUCUGAUGGAUCAGAAAACGGAAAAAAUGAAGAUACUGAAUGCCCUGAGUUACUUGUGGAGGAAGGUUCUGAGAAGUUUCCUGAGGAGAAGUCAGAGAUGCAUGCAACUGAUCAAAUGGAGAAUACCAAUCAUGAAGAUGUGAACACACUUCUUCACCAAAUGCGCCUUGAAGAAGAAUCUCGUGAGGCCCUUCAUGACAGCGAAGAUGUGAAAUCUUCAUUUGUGGAGGCCAAUUCUAGUCAUUUUGAAGCUACUUGUGAUCAGGAAGAAGAAACAGGGGUCAAUAAUGGUCUGGAUGACUUGGACACGCCCUCCCUGAACAGUGAAAGUUUUGAUGCAUCACAUUUGGAUGAUAAUAGUAGUGAGCAGAGCUGGACAGUCCGGUCUUUGUCUGAGUCAAGUGUGGCCUGUGUGACUAGUGACUAUGCAAUGCAAAAUGUGCUUCUUCAGAUGGGCUUACGGCUCCUUGCACCUGGAGGAAUGCAGAUCCGGGAGCUACACAGGUGGAUACUAAAAUGCCACGCCUGCUACAAGGUGACCACAGAUAUUGGUAGAGUUUUCUGCCCUAGCUGUGGGAAUGGAGGAACUUUGCGCAAAGUUGCUGCUACAGUUGGGGAAAAUGGUAUUGUUCUGGCUGCACGACGACCUCGUAUCUCAGUGCGUGGAACAAAAUUCUCCCUCCCUUUACCUCAAGGUGGAAGAGAUGCCAUCACCAAGAACCCAAUUUUACGGGAAGAUCAGCUUCCACAAAAAUAUAUGUAUCCCAAAACUAGGAAACAGAAUAAGCAGGAAGAUGAUAUCUUUAUGCCGGACAACAUAUUUAUCCACCAUACGGAUAAGAAAGCUCCCCUUCAACCUCCUGUUAGGAAAGCACUUGCAGUUUUUAGCGGAAAAAGAAACCCCAAUGAUAAUCAUUACUCUCGAGCAAAGCAUUGA
This is a messenger RNA of Oldenlandia corymbosa var. corymbosa, 1881 nucleotides long. NCBI's taxonomy places the organism in Eukaryota, Viridiplantae, Streptophyta, Magnoliopsida, Gentianales, Rubiaceae. The record is from the annotation of a GenBank genome assembly.